AUGGUACGUUUUUUUGCCACUGGAUCAGGUCCGUCAGUGUAAGUCCGUUUCUAAAAAAAAUCCUUUUAGUCUCAUCAACGCCCUCUUCCUCCACAACAACCGCAGCUCCAAGAUUUGACAGUGAUGAUUUGAAGAAAGCGAUUGAGGUCUUCAAACACUACUCCAAGUUUCAGAACUUCAACGAAGUUUUCGAUGAGAUUGCGAAAGAAUCGCCCAACCUCAAUCGAUUCCUGGAAAGUCUGGUUGAAAGCGGAACCGGCGAGUACCAUAGACUGAUGAGAAAAAUGAGUCCAACAGCGUCGGAAUUCUUCAAAGAGGUGGGUUUCAAUCAAAGUAAAGCGAAUUUCAUCGAUGAAUUUGCAUUAUAAUCGUCGAGAUUUUAGGUUUAUCUUUCCACUGCCGCCUACGGAGUGGAAAUCAUUGAGUCUUUCAAGUUGUUGGACAAGGGCGUUCAAGAAGAAAUCUCUGGAUACUACCCUAAAUUCACUCAAUUCUUCAAGUGUAAGAGCUGAGCCGUCGAAAAAUCUUGUUUGAAAAUUUCAGCAAAGCUGUUCGAGUCCGUAUUCUACGAUGUUCGGCUGAAGAAGGCGUUGGAGGAAGAGGCCGCAAAGAAGAGGGCGUCAGCCAAGCCGAAGCUUCAAAGGACUGUGAAUCAGACUAUAAGCCGCUUGGAACACAGCUCAGAAGACAUCGGCGACGAUGAUGAAGAUACGAUAGACCCCUAUGACGAGGAAGGUGACCAAAAAGUUGAUGAUAUCGAAGGAAGUGAGAUCUAUCCAGAAGAUGACUAA
This is a messenger RNA of Bursaphelenchus xylophilus (pine wood nematode), 791 nucleotides long. Lineage: Eukaryota; Metazoa; Nematoda; Chromadorea; Rhabditida; Aphelenchoididae. The record is from the annotation of a GenBank genome assembly.